Messenger RNA from Knipowitschia caucasica, 1902 nucleotides. Lineage: Eukaryota; Metazoa; Chordata; Actinopteri; Gobiiformes; Gobiidae. The record is from the annotation of a GenBank genome assembly.
AUGUGCAGGGGGGGGGGUGGGGGUGGGGGGGAGUUGCGAGAGGGCAGUUCUGUGAUUGAUCGCUCACUACAGGCCAUCGUGUGCGAGAAAAUUAUGAACGAUGUCAUCAAGAAAGCACGGGAGAAAGGCAAAUGGAAAGUGCUGGUUGUGGACAAACUUAGCAUGCGCAUGGUGUCGUCCUGCUGUAAGAUGACCGACAUCAUGUCCGAGGGCAUCACCAUCGUAGAAGACAUCACCAAGAAGCGAGAGCCUCUGCCGACCAUGGAGGCCAUCUACCUGAUCACCCCGUCUGACGAGUCGGUGGACGCUCUCAUCGAUGACUUCAGAGACCCACGGAACCCAAACUACAAAGCAGCACACGUCUUCUUUACGGACACCAUCCCAGACUCACUGUUCGGCCUGCUCACAAAGUCUCGCGCCUCCAAAGCCAUGAAGGCCUUGACCGAGCUCCACGUGGCCUUCCUGCCCUACGAGUCACAGGUUUUCUCUCUGGACAAAGCGGAUGCCUUUCAGGACUUCUACAGCCCGUUUAAGUCAGACGUGAAGAACAACAUGCUGGAGCGUUGUGCGGAGCAAAUAGCCACGCUGUGUGCCACGCUGAAGGAAUACCCUGGGGUUCGCUACCGAGUGGAGUACAAAGAUUGUGGAGUCCUGGCACAGAUGCUGCAGGAGAAGCUGGACGGAUACAAAGCAGAUGAUCCCACGAUGGGAGAGGGUCCAGACAAGUCACGGUCUCAGCUGAUCAUCCUGGACCGAGGCUUCGACCCGGUCUCCCCGGUGCUGCACGAGCUGACCCUGCAGGCCAUGGCGUACGACCUGCUGGCCAUCGAGAACGACGUCUACAAGUUUGAGACCAGUGGCAUGGGCGAAACCAGGACUAAGGAGGUCUUACUGGACGAGGAUGACGACCUGUGGCUGAGCCUGCGCCACAAGCACAUCGCAGAGGUGUCCACGGCAGUGACGAGGUCACUCAAAGAAUUCUCAGCGAGCAAGAAGAUGAAGACUGGGGAGAAGACCACCAUGAAGGAGCUCUCACAGAUGCUCAAGAAGAUGCCUCAGUACCAGAAAGAGCUAAGCAAAUACUCCACCCACCUGCACCUGGCUGAGGACUGCAUGAACCGCUACCAAGGCACCGUGGACAAGCUGUGCCGAGUGGAACAAGACUUGGCGAUGGGCACAGACGCAGAGGGGGAGAAGAUCAAAGACCCCAUGAGGCUGAUCGUACCUGUGCUGCUAGACAGUAACGUGACGGUGAUGGACAAGAUCCGCAUAAUCCUGCUCUACAUCUUCCUCAAGAACGGAGUGACUGAAGAGAACCUGUGUAAACUGCUGCAGCACGCAAACAUCCCCCCGGAGGAUAGUGACAUCAUCUCCAACAUGGCCCACUUGGGGAUGCCCAUCAUCUCUGAGGGAACAGCAAAGAAAACCAAGAAACCUGACCGGAAAGAGCGUAUCAGCGAGCAGACGUACCAGCUGUCCCGGUGGACCCCAUAUGUCAAAGAUGUUAUUGAGGACGCCAUUGAAGACAAACUGGACCAGAAGCUGUACCCGUACAUCUCUCAGAGACAAGUGUCGUCCAAAGUCAGCGCCCCAUCCAGCAGUGCUCGCUACGGCAACUGGCACAAGAACCGUGGCCCCACAGAGAUCAAGACGGGCCCCCGGGUCAUCGUCUUCAUCAUCGGAGGAGUGAGCUACAGUGAGAUGCGCUGUGUGUACGAGGUCACACAGGCCAACGGGAAGUGGGAAGCGCUCAUCGGCGGAACUCACAUCCUCACUCCUCCCAAAGGGUGGCGACGAGCAGCCUGCAGACUGAAGACUCCAGAGACCUCUCGUCUACGUCUCGCCUUGUCAAAGACCUGGAGAAUGUCUGCUGCACCGGCGUCCACCACCACCAGCUCGUAG